Messenger RNA from Penicillium samsonianum, 645 nucleotides. Its product is annotated as 4a-hydroxytetrahydrobiopterin dehydratase. Gene Ontology annotation, biological process: tetrahydrobiopterin biosynthetic process. The coding region runs from base 12 to 491 and encodes 159 amino acids. The transcript has 3 exons. The record is from RefSeq and is a predicted model, not a curated record. Lineage: Eukaryota; Fungi; Ascomycota; Eurotiomycetes; Eurotiales; Aspergillaceae. Gene Ontology annotation, molecular function: 4-alpha-hydroxytetrahydrobiopterin dehydratase activity.
GUACCUAGAAAAUGAAUUGUCUUACUUCCAUGCGUCUCUGUGCGAGAUACAUCUCAAAUACCAGACCUCUCACUCGACUUCCCGGCCUGCACGCACCCGUAUUCCCCCUCACGCGCCAAUUCCCGAGAAUGGCAUCCAGCGCAUUUCAGUUCGCCGAGGGCGGGGAUGCGCAACUUGCCCGAGACGCCGAUGCUCUAUUACAGCAGGGCUGGGCGCAGGAUGGAGACGGGAUGGGGAUCACGAAAACGUUUCAUUUUAAGAGUUAUUUCAAGGCUGUGGCAUUUGUUAAUAUGAUUGCGGCCGAGAGUGCGUCCAAGAAACAUCAUCCCACUAUGACCGUGCGGAUUGGCUCUGUCGAUGUGCACUGGACGACCCAUCGUCCACGCGGAUUCACACAAAAGGAUGUUACAAUGGCGCAGUAUUGUGAUGAGAGCGCUGUUCUGAUGGCUGUUGAUCCUGGUCAGGGACUGAAGUGUGGUCCGGCUGCCUAAACAUUUCUCAAAUUUGCGUUCUUUACUCCCCGGUCUGGCCACUUCGACACUAUCACCAGUAGAUCCCCCCACUGGCGGUUGGAACUAGUCUGAAUGCGAAUUUCCCCUUGAAAUCCUGCUUGGUGUUUUUUUUUUUCUUUUUCGGAUGUUUUCU